Messenger RNA from Anastrepha obliqua, 531 nucleotides. RefSeq lists its product as uncharacterized. Gene Ontology annotation, cellular component: EKC/KEOPS complex. Lineage: Eukaryota; Metazoa; Arthropoda; Insecta; Diptera; Tephritidae. The record is from RefSeq and is a predicted model, not a curated record. Bases 181 to 531 code for a protein of 116 amino acids. The transcript has 2 exons.
AUUUUAAGUAGUAUAUAUUUGCCAAUGGAGUAACUGAUGAUGGUAGAACAAAACUAAAACCAAAUUUUUUUUCAUAUAGUGAACCCUGCUCCUAGCAGGAAGCAUAGCAAACACUUUUGUUUCCACUCACUCUUCGGUAUAGGCGAUAAUGGAAUAGUGUUCACACAAACUGAAUUCAUAAUGCCUCUUCCAACAGAUGCAGGAUCGGAUGCACUUAAUGAAAAUAAUAAGAAGUCCACUGAGGCUACCAUUAAAAUUCCUUUCGAGUCGGCACAACGUGCGGAGAUAAUUUAUCGUGUGCUAAGUGUUGAUAAAGAGCCGCGUCGUAAUUUUGUUCAGAAAGAAUUGCGGCUAGUGGGAGAUCAAAUAGAAGUUCACUUUAUAGCCGACCAAGUAAAGAGCCUGCGUACAGCUAUUACAUCCUUUUUUGGAUCUCUCUUGCUUUGUACUGAUACAAUCAAAGAAUUUUCGCCGAGUACUGAAGCAGCUAACAAUAAUGCCGGAACACACACCUGCGCCAACACCACAUAG